AUGCUAACAUUUAAUUAUACGUUUCGAUUCCAAUUGGAUUUAGAUUUUUUAGAAGAUUCUCGUAGCAGAAGAAAAAGUAGAGCGUCAACUCCAUUGAAAGAAUUCAGUCCCGAUUCGGUAGAUUUGGUUAAAAUACUUUUGUUGGGAGCUCCCCGAGUUGGAAAAACUUCCAUAAUACAACAAUUCGUAUGGAACGAAUUCGACGAUAAAUACAUAUCGACCGAUUGUAAACACACGUAUUAUCCAUCGGUUAUAAUUAACGAACAUUUAUACGAAUUAAAAAUAACGGAUAUACCGGUCAUACCUUAUUUCCCGGUUAAUUCAUAUUACGAAUGGACGGAUUAUAGAUUUUACGGUUUGAGAAACGCAUCCGCGUACAUCCUCGUUUUCGAUUUAUCGAACGUCGAUACUUUUCAAUACGUAAAAAAUUUACGAGAGCAAAUAAUCGAAAGUCGGGAUAUGAGAAACGUUCCGUUGAUCGUUGUCGGUAACAAACAAGAUUUAAUUGAUUGUUCCGGUAAAAUGUCGUCGUCGUCGUCGUCCUCGUCGUCAUCUUCAUCUUCGGAGGAGAAGGAGGAGGAGGAAGAAGAGGAUGAGGAGGAUGAGGAUGUAGUGGAGGUGGAGAAGGUGGAAAAUGUCGUGGAUUCGGAUUGUUGUCGUGACGUGAGAAAAACAAAAAAAAAAUUAUUAAACGAUAUUGUUGAAACGGUGACGACGAAUUGGAAAUGCACAUACGUUGAGUGCAGCGCUAAAAAUAAUUUAAAAGUUAUGCAUUUGUUUAAAAACGUUAUGAAUUCAAUCGAUUCUAAUUCCACGACACAUCAUCAUCAUCAUCAUCAUAAUCCUUCCAUAACUCGUGAUAAUUAUUAUACUAAUAAUAUUAAUAAUAUCCAUGAGGAGCCCGAUAAAAAUAAAUGUAAAAUUUUGUAA
Molecule: messenger RNA, 930 nt
Organism: Pediculus humanus corporis (human body louse)
Lineage: Eukaryota; Metazoa; Arthropoda; Insecta; Psocodea; Pediculidae
Product: GTPase, putative
Exons: 3
Coding region: 1-930 (309 amino acids)
Molecular function (GO): GTPase activity; GTP binding
Source: RefSeq, a predicted model, not a curated record